Molecule: messenger RNA, 1251 nt
Organism: Alternaria arborescens
Lineage: Eukaryota; Fungi; Ascomycota; Dothideomycetes; Pleosporales; Pleosporaceae
Exons: 1
Coding region: 1-1251 (416 amino acids)
Source: RefSeq, a predicted model, not a curated record
AUGUCCUACUCUCACAACAACCAGCUAAAUAUGGUUAGCCUGUUUGACGAGGAAUAUCCACAACCCUUCAACAAGUGCAGUUACGACAUGACGCGUCUUCACCCCAACAAUCCCUACCACGGCCUCCCUGGUCAGGCUGCCGCCGUCGCUCCCAUCAAGAUCGAGGAAGGUGCUGCCCCUGUGAGUUAUACCCCCACAUAUGACAGCGACUACGUCGAAAGCGAUCGCGACGACCGGCGACCAUCCAAGAUCCCGAAGAUCAACAAGGAUGGUGUGCCCCGCAAGCCACGCCAGCCUCGUCCCAAGCUACUCAAGUGGAGUGACAACGAUUGGAAGAACGUAGUUCUCGGUAUCGUCUGGGCCUGCGGUGAGACUGGCGUUCAGAUACCUUUCGACCAGGCUGCUCAGGUUGUUGGAGAGAGUUGUACUGCUGGCGCACUCCAACAGGCUAUCUUGAAACUGCGCGGCAAACAGAUCGACGAGGGAUACGAGAUUCCAUCGUUGAGAAUGGCGUGGACGCGCAAGAACAAACGUGCAUCUUCUUCGGCGUCCAGUGCUAAUGCAAAGCCUCAGCAGACAACCGGUCAAGGUCAAGGCCUUACGACUCAGUCCCGUCCGUCUCUUAUCGUCAAGCUCAAGGCUCCACUUCUUACUGACAGGAACUGUCACGGUGGUGUUACCAUUGGCAAGAACUACAUUGCACCCAUUGAACCUCAGUUUUCCAUGGCUGAUGAUAUCCAUUCCACUGGUGGCCGAGGCAUCACUGUCGUUAGCGGUCUUCCAAAUGUUCCCAGUGACUCCGGUCCCAAGUACCCCGAUAUUGUCAAGCAAGCCGUUCCAACUCAGUACAAGCGCGGCGCUGGCAUGGACUUCGACUUCGAGAAGUACAUCAAGGAGAUGGAGGCGCAGAACUACGAGGAGGAUGUCAAGGACCAUGCUGAGUAUGACUUUGUCAGUAACGACUCGCAUGAGGAUCUUCUUGCGUCGUCCGAGGCUGAGCAAGCUGCCAUGAGUGGGUUCCUUCCCGAGAUGUCUUCUCCGUUGGACCAUACUUAUGAUUCUCCUUACAGCUUCUUCUCCCAAGCCUCGUCCUGUAUUCACCCGUUGGAUCCAGCUUCCUCCUCGCAGCAAGGCCUCCAGGAAGCCUUUCCACUACCAACUCAUCUAGACACCAACCACUUCCAUGACUUCUUCGCACACGACGCAUUUCCCAACUGCGGAUAUGAGUACGAAUUCAACGCAGGACACUAG